Molecule: messenger RNA, 6136 nt
Organism: Nerophis ophidion (straightnose pipefish)
Lineage: Eukaryota; Metazoa; Chordata; Actinopteri; Syngnathiformes; Syngnathidae
Gene: gpr179
Product: G protein-coupled receptor 179
Exons: 11
Coding region: 170-5584 (1804 amino acids)
Biological process (GO): G protein-coupled receptor signaling pathway
Cellular component (GO): membrane
Molecular function (GO): G protein-coupled receptor activity
Source: RefSeq, a predicted model, not a curated record
UCUGCGAGCUGCAGGAGGAAAAAAAGAAGAAGAAGUUUUUGGUCGGGACCAGUUCUGAUGGCGUGCUGGUCUCGGAGGGUCCGAGGAGCGUCCCGCCGCCGCGAUGCUGAGACGUGAAGCUUCGCUGAGGAGCGUGGUCAUGUGACCUCUAGGGCGAGAAGGUUCCAGAAUGUUUCCCGUGUGGCUCCUCCUGCUGGCCUGGCCGGUCAGCGCCCAGGUGACCGUGCCGGGAGGAGACGCGAGCAAGGAGGACUCGCUCGGCAACUCCACCGGCCCCGCAGACGCCGAAGGGGCCGGGGGCGCCGCCAACGCCUCGCAAGCCCCGCCAGAGGACGACUGGAGCCCGGCGGAGGACUUCCUGUACACCGGAGAUUCGUCCGCUGUGGAGGCGGCGCGCUGCUCGCGGGCCUUCAGCCCGGCGGGUCGGUCCGGGCCGCUUCCGGACAGCUUCGGCGCCCCCUUGAAGCCGGCGCUGGACGCUCUGGCCAACACGGCCAACUUCCUGAACAUGAUCUUCCAGGCCAGCGACCUGCGGGAGAGUUCGGUCCAGGAGGACAUGGAGUGGUACCACGCCCUGGUCCGCGCCCUGCUGCAGGCCGACGGGCUGGUCCGGCGGGCCCUGCUCACCUUCGACUGCGACCCCGCCAGCCCGGCGCCGCAGCUGGUGCUUCGCGCCAGCCGGGGUCUGGCAACCAAGGUGCCGGCCAUUGUGCUGCAGGACCUGUCCAAGACCUGGGACCGCCUGCACCCGCCGCCGCCCGCCCCCGACGACGGCUGGUUCCGCCGCUUCAAAUUCCCGGAGUCUGGCGCGGUCCAGCCCGCCCUGUCCAAGAGGGUGCUCCUCAAUGACCUCAGCACCUUGGACACACCCAAGUGGGGGCGGGGCGACAGCUACGUGACCAAUGGUAGCGCCGUCCGCUGGGCCGGCGCCCCCUACCUGGACUGCCGGGAUGGCCGCUUUGUGCCCAGGUGGAUGCUCACCUUGUCCACAUCCUUCUAUGGACUCAAGCCGGACCUGACUCCCGAAUUCAGGGGCGUGGUCCGUGUGGACGUGGACAUCCAGGACGUGGACCUGGACCAGUGUGCCACAGGGGACGGCUGGUUCGCCGACACGCACCAGUGCAACCGCACCAGCAUGGAGUGCGUGCCAAUCAAGGGGCGGGGCUUCCGUCUGGGUCAGUACUGUUGUCGCUGCACAGAAGGAUACUACAACCCUGACGCCACCGAUCCAGACGCAGAUGGCGGCGGCGGCGGCGGCGGCGUGAACGCCAGCGAGAGCGGGGGGUGUUACCCGUCCAUGCCCACCUGUUUGCCGUGUUGGCCGGACUGCAGGCGCUGCCAGGACGGCGCCCCCUGCCGGGUGCAGGAGGACUGGCUGCUGAGGGCGGGCGUGCUGGCUGUCCAGGGGACCUUCAUGGCGCUCGUCUUCAUCAGCAUGCUGGCGGCUUACCGCCAUCGCCGUAGCAGGAGGAUCCGGGCGUCCGGUCUGCUGCUGCUGGAGAUCAUCUUGUUCGGCUCGCUGCUCCUCUACUUCCCCGUCUUCAUCCUGUACUUCAGGCCCAGUACCUUCAGGUGUAUCCUUCUUCGCUGGGUCCGAAUGUUGGGUUUCUCCAUCGUCUACGGAACGCUCACCCUGAAGAUGUACAGGGUGCUGAAAGUGUUCCUAUCCCGCACAGCCCAAAGGGUCCCGUACAUGUCCAGCCUCCACCUACUGAGGAUUCUGGGAGUGAUGCUGAUGACGGUCAGUUGGUUCCUGUGCGCCUGGACAGUGGGGGUUCUGCAGAACCGCGACCGGAACAUUCCAGUGUUUGUGACAGGCAGCACAUCAGAGGGCCAGGACUUCAACCUGUGCUACCUGGACCGCUGGGACUACAUGAUGGCGGUUGCUGAGCUCCUGUUCCUGUGCUGGGGAAGCUCCCUGUGGACCGCAGUCCGGCCGGUGCCCUCAGCCUUCCACGAGCCUCGUUACAUGGGCAUCGCUAUCCACAACGAGCUGCUUCUUUCCACCAUGUUCCACCUGUGCAGGUUCACGUUUCCUUCUCUGCAUCCUGAUUGGAUGCUUCUGCUCUCCUUCGCACACACCCAUGUGACCAUCACUGUGACGCUCGCGCUACUCUUCAUCCCAAAGUUUCUGUACAUGAGCAAACCUGGCAGAGAGGAAAUUGCUGCUGAGGUGUACGAAGAUGAGGUGGACUUGCGGCGGUCUUAUCUCAACAGCAGCUUCCGCUCUGCUUGGAGCGAGCGCAGUGUGGACCCUGACGACUUUCGGGAUGAACUGAAGAGGUUGUAUUCCCAGUUAGAAGUGAAGAAAGCUAAGAAGAUGAGCACAAACAAUCCUCACUUGUCAAAGAAGCGAAGUUCUCGAUGUGCCUUGGGGAGAUCCAUCAUCAAACGAAUUGCUGAAAUCCCAGAAUCUGUGAGCCGACAGUGCAGUCGGGAGGAUAGUAGAAGUGGGAAUCACUCUGGGUCUAUCAGGAUGGCCGCAGACAACUUCAGCAUCAGAAGUUCAAUAAAGUCUCCAUCCCUGUCUCUAUGUAAGUCCCAAAGUGAUCAGUACUACGUCCGGGAGAGGGAGUCCUCGCGGAACUCGUCUAUGCUAAUGAUCAACACUCUGAAAAUAUCCUCUCAGAGAUCCGAGACAGACUCUUUAGACAUCCAUCCAGCAGUCUGCAAAUCAGUCAGUGCUCAAAAUUUGACAAUUGACACCAACCUGCUGCACCCUGACCAUACCCGGCUUCACAAGUCCUGGAGUCUCACGUCCACUACCAACAAUUCUAUGGACUUCAUGACCAAGGCUACUGGAUCCAGGCAGAGCCUCUCCAUUGGCGAGCAAACGAGGAGCGCUCUGCAGUCUGAGUCUUUUGACAAAGAUGAGGUUUGUCCUUGGGAGGUGAAGCAAGAACAAUUUGGGGAAAAAAGCCAUAAGCAUGUAACCUACGCAAACUCUCAGGAUGAAGAGGCGCAGAGUCCAACCUCACCAGUUGCUCUCGUAUGUCCCUGGGACCACCUACUGCCUCUGGAAAAUAAUCUGGCACAAGACAAGGGUGAAUCCGAACCCUCCAAGCCACAGGCUCCAGUCUCCGCGAGCGCGCCAGGAUCUCCAAGACCCAAUGUCAAUAAAGAUCAGCGUGUCUUUUCUUUCCGAAACACCACAACCAAGUGGCUGUCUGUCAAAUCCUUCCUGACUUCCGUGGAAUCAGCUAGCAGGACCAGCAAGGAUGAAACUUUAAAUAGAGAAGAUUCCGUAUCACAGAAAAGUCAAGAAAGUGGCUCCUUGACAUCCAGGUCAGGAGUGCCCAGCAGACAUCCAAGUAUGGAAAGGAGAACCCUGCAGAAAAGAAGCAUGACCACCACAGAUGGAAAACCCUGCCUUGUCAAGCAGAAUGCCAUCAGGCUGUCCUCUGGAGAUUCUUCUGACAGGAGUCCAAGAAGGCUGGUCAUUGUAAAGUCAGCCAUAUAUCCUGGAGACACAGAUGAUAUUCAAACAGACGGAACAUACGAAAACGUCUUUCUAUCCAGGCAAAGUAGUAAACGAAGCAGCAUCAAAUCCUGGGAAACAGCCAGCAACUCAAGAACGCCUUCAACUCACAGAAGAAGAGGAAGCAAAAGGCUUCCUGUUGUCCGAAAUGUGUCUCAGGCAGACAUUUGUCCAUGGGACGGAGUCAGUGUUUUACAGCAAUCUGAGGGCUCCAAGAAGCAGCAUAGCAUUAAAGCAGACAUCGAUUCAAAUGUGUGUCCUUGGGAGUCUCACCAACAAGACACGGUUAAAAGACAAGAAAGCAGCCGUCCUGACGUUUGUCCCUGGAAGUCCCAAGAUGUUCCUGCGACUUCUUACGCCGCCUCCUCAAAAACACAACUGUCUCUGAAACGUUCUGCAGACGUUUGUCCCUGGGAGACAGCAGAAAUACCCUUACCAAUAAUUAAACAAGACAGUGAGUAUGCAAAUGUCUGUCCUUGGGACGUUCAAGACGUUGCCGACGUUGUAUAUGAGAACCUAAAUUCAAUCGAGACCAAAGGAUCGCUGAAGGUGCCCUCAAGAAAAGAAGCAAUGAAAGCUGCAGUAUAUCCUGAUGUGUCAGAUCAGGGAAACCUUAACCCCGCUAAAUCUCCCAUGGUGCUUAUGGACAGAAAAAUGACCAAGACAGAAGAAAGUUGUCCAUGGGAUUUCCCAGAUCCCCCCCAUAUUAUGGAGGAUGGUAGUCUUUUGGAAGAGGGCAAGGCGGAAGCAACGAGAGUAUUGCCUUCGCAAAUUAUCAUCAAGGCAGACGUCUGUCCCUGGGAUAGUGGAAUACAAGACACACUAAAUGAGCCACAAAAAUCUCCUUUAUCUUUGGAUGUUGCAUCCGCUCAAAAGGAGGCUACUAAUGUUAGUGUUAAUGUAUGUCCAUGGGACACUGAGCCAUCACUAUCAGUAAAAAUUGACACAAUGUCUAAAAAUCCCAAAAGACAAGAGACUGCUAAAGCAAAUGUAUGUCCAUGGGAGGUAGAGGAAGAAAUGACAGCCAUAACAGAAAUAUCAGGACAGCCAACACAGAGUACAAAUUCACGCCAAACCGAAACGCAGAAAGUUCAGGAGAAACAGGACAGUGUUCGAUCAGAUGUUUGUCCAUGGGAGACAGAAGAACACAGAGUAGUGACAAAGCAGGAAAGUUCUCGAGAAAGUGUUUGUCCCUGGGAGACUGAAGAGCCAAAAGUACUGAAAAAGCAGGACAGUGCUAGAACAGAUGUUUGUCCUUGGGAGGUGGAUGAACCAAAGGCUUUGGUAAAGCAGGACAGUUCUAGAGAGAAUAUUUGUCCAUGGGAAACUGAAAACACAAAGUCUGUAAAGAAGCAAGAUAGCACCAGAGGAGAUUUUUGUCCCUGGGAGACCGAAGAGCCACAAGUACUAACAAAACAGGACAGUUCUAAAGCAGAUGUUUGUCCUUGGGAGGUGGAGGAACCAAAGGCUUUGGUUAAGCAGGACAGUUCUAGAGAGAAUAUUUGUCCAUGGGAAACUGAAAACACAAAGUCUGUAAAGAAGCAAGAUAGCACCAGAGGAGAUGUUUGUCCCUGGGAGACCCAAGAGCCACAAGUACUGACAAAGCAGGAUAGUUCUAAAACAGAUGUUUGUCUCUUGGACAAAGCAGGAGCUAAUGUUCUCAGGAGAGAGGACAGCUCUCAGGCCAGUGUCUGUCCAUGGGACAUUGACGACUCAACGGUCCUGCAAAAGCAAGAAAGUGUACAUCCAGAUGUCUGUCCAUGGGAGAUAAACGAAACAAGAAGUGUCGAAGACCAUUAUGUCUCUGGAACCCACGAUUAUCCUGGUGGUGAGGUCCAGGAUCUGCAACCACCAAGCAUCCCUUAUGAAGUCCCAGAGAACCAAGGUCCGCUCAGCGACGAGCAGGUGGACAGUCCUAAGGGGAGCCUGGCACUGGGUCGCCGUGACGCUUUGUGUCCCUGGGAGAUGGUAAGAAGCAGGUCCGGAUCGUUCACAGACAACAACUCGGAUGUUUUCACCUGGGAGCCUGAGAACAUCCCUGAGGAGGACGAGGAGGACGAUGCUGAGUGUGCCGCUGAGGCGCUUAUAUUCCCUCCAGACCUUUGAGCUCUCCUGAGAGCGAUAAGACCUUGAGAAACUAGACGGCAGACUUAGACGCUGUACUGUCCCAUGCAGAGACAAUUUGGUUAGGGAGUGAGCGGAUGGACCGAAAUUAACUGAUUCAACAUGUUAAUGAAGGACAUCAAAGUACAAACCCUGUUUCCAUAUGAGUUGGGAAAUUGUGUUAGAUGUAAAUAUAAACAGAAUACAACGAUUUGCAAAACCUUUUCAACCCAUAUUCAAUUGAAUGCACUACAAAGACAAACUCAUAAACUUUAUUUUUUUUUGCAAAUAAUUACCUUAGAAUUUCAUGGCUGCAACACAUGCCAAAGUAGUUGGGAAAGGGCAUGUUCACCACUGUGUUACAUCACCUUUUCUUUUAACAACACUCAAUAAAUGUUUGGGAACUGAGGAAACUAAUUGUUGAAGCUUGGAAAGUGGAAUUCAUUCCCAUUCUUGUUUUAUGUAGAGCUUCAGUCGUUCAACAGUCCGGGGUCGCCGCUGUCGUAUUUUACGCUUCAUAAUGCGCCACACAUUUCUGAUGGGAGACAGGUCUGG